This is a messenger RNA of Abrus precatorius (Indian licorice), 1843 nucleotides long. RefSeq lists its product as uncharacterized. Bases 334 to 1509 code for a protein of 391 amino acids. The transcript is spliced from 2 exons. The record is from RefSeq and is a predicted model, not a curated record. NCBI's taxonomy places the organism in Eukaryota, Viridiplantae, Streptophyta, Magnoliopsida, Fabales, Fabaceae.
AUUCCAACUACAUUGCCUUUGCUUCCUUCGAACUGGCGUGAACCAAAGCCAAGGGGCUUUGGCUUUGGUCCUUCGCUAGGGUUUGGGAUUCACCAUUUCCCAUUUCGUAGCUUCUACGCUUUCUAUGAUCACCCUCUUACUCCUACAAAUUCCCAUCGUCUUGUUCCCUUGCUUCUACACUUUUUAAAUUCAAAGUUACUUAUAGGAAACAAAACCGAAAUAGGGGAAUUCAAUGCAGCUGUUUUUUAUGGGUUUCAUGUGAUCUCUGUGGUUCUGCUCCAGUUCACUGAGGAUCUUGAGGGGGCUUUCGUCAAGGGCUGCUGUUCUGUAACAAUGCCUUCUACAGAUAAUCAGAGCUCUUCUUCGUCGUUUUCCUCGUUUGGCCGUUCAAUAUUUGGUGUCAGGCAGGAGCAGGUUCAUUCUGUGGAAGCAGGUCAUGAAUCUGAUUCCUGUAAUUUGGAACUUGGAUCAUUCCAAAAGCGUGUUACAGAUCGGUUUCACGAGCUUUCCAUGGCUAGUGAUGAUGAAUUGCUCACAAUUGAUUGGAUGCACAAGCUCCUCAGUGCAUUUAUCAGCUGCCAAGAGGAAUUCAGAGUCAUUCUGUUGAAUAAUAAAGAGCAUGUCACGAAAUCCCCCUUGGAUCGUAUGAUUUCUGAAUUCUUUGAGAGGUCAGUGAAGGCACUUGACAUUUGUAAUGCAAGCCGUGAUGGGGUUGAGAAGAUUCGCACGUGGCAAAAGCAUCUGGAAAUUGUUUUUUGUGCCUUGAGUUCGAAUAAGAGGGCAUUGACUGAAGGCCAGUUUCGUAGGGCAAGAAAGGCACUGAUGGAUUUAGCAUUGGCAAUGCUUGAUGAGAAGGACUCUGGAUCGGUUUUUUCUCAACGUAAUAGAUCUUUUGGGCGACAUAACUCUAGCAAGGAUCAUCACUCAGCAGGGCAUUCAAGAUCACAUUCAUGGAGUGUCUCUCGCUCCUGGUCUGCAGCCAAGCAACUACAGUCCAUUGCAAAUAACCUGGUUCCACCGCGUGCAACUGAGAUCGCUGCAACAAGCAGGCUUGCAAUUCCUGUUUAUACAAUGAACUGUAUUCUCCUUUUAGUCUUGUGGAUCCUUGUUGCAGCCAUUCCUUGUCAGGAUAGGGGCCUAAACAUUCAUUUUUCAGUCCCACGCCAAUUAUCCUGGAGCACUGCAGUUACCUUACUUCAUGAAAGGAUCAUGGAGGAGUCAAAGAAGCGAGAGCGCCGGAACUCAAAUGGUUUGUUGAAGGAGAUUUAUCAAGUUGAGACAAGCAGCCGCCACCUGACCGAUGUGAUAGAUUCUGCUCAGUUUCCAUUGACAGAGGAGCUGAAAAUGGAGGUUGAACGGGAUUUGAAGGAGCUAACACAAGUUUGUGAAGCUUUUAAAAAUGGAUUGGAUCCAUUGGAGCGCCAAGUGAGGGAGGCUUUCCGGAAGAUAAUGGCAUGCCGAACUGAGGGGCUUGAUUGCCUCGGCACGUCAAACUAUACAGAACAAUGAAAAUGGUGGGUUGUUGAUGAGCUAUCAGAUGUACAAAUUUGCGGAACAUGUACAUUUUCCAUCUUACCAGCUUUUUUGAGAGGAGGAAUGACUAGGCGAGAUUAGCAGAAAAAUCAUUUUACUCUCUUGUAAUGCAUUGUAUUAAUCUCAGUAUUUGUGUAAAAAAAUUAUGGUAAGGUUACUUGUUAAAUAUUGCAUGGUUUUCGCUUAAUUAUAUAGUGGUUGCUCGCACGUACGGUAAUGUUUGAAGGCCUUUCUAUUCUCACCUUCAUUGUAAUUCCACCAAAUUUCCAUAUUAAUAUGCGAGCUUAACAUAUUUUAAGUUUAUUGCAAG